CUCAGCCGUGAGAAGCAUUCGGGGAGGGCAGCCUCGGCAGGUGUCAGGUACAAGGGAGUAGCUGAACAUCUGGGACUGUCUCACAUCUCCGGACUGAUGACCAUGACCGGAACGCCAGAUCAGAUACCGAAAAAUUUUAGGAUCUGAUCCAAAAAUGAAGUUCUCCGAGUGCCCGUCCUCACGAGUAAAGUCGUGGUCGAUGUCCUUGGCUUCCAUCAUUUCACUCACCUUCAUCUUCCUCUUUGUGUAUUUGACGUUGACCGACGUGACAGAAGAGGCCCACCUACGCCGGUUACCCAAGGAGGCCACCUGUCCAGAGUCAAUGCCGAAUGGACCAAACCAUUCUACGUCUAAUGCCUCUGGUGGUGGCAUCUUCUUCUUGGAGACCUCGGAGAGGAUUAGUCCAUCCUUCCAAGCAAUGUGCGCAGUGGAGUCUGCGGCUCGAGCCAACCCCCACACGAAUAUAACCAUAAUGAUGAAUGGGUUGACGGGCAACAAUAAGUCACUACCACAAAAUUUUGGCAUUUCUUUUCUCAGUUGCUUCUCGAAUGUAAAGUUUGUUCCUCUAGAUUUCAAGGCCCUGUUUUCGGACACGCCUCUAAGCACAUGGUACUCCAAAGUAGAAAGUCACUGGGAGUUAGCGGACUACCCUACUCUCUCGGAUGCCUGUCGGCUGGCCAUCCUCUGGAAGUGGGGCGGCAUUUACCUGGACACCGACUUCAUUAUCCUCAAGAAUUUACAGACGCUCACCAAUGCGAUGGGCCUACAGUCAUUGUAUACCAUUAAUGGAGCGUUCCUCACCUUCCAACCCCACCACAAGUUCAUUGAGGUUUGCAUGAAGGACUUUGUGAACACCUACAACUACUGGCUGUACGGACAUCAAGGUCCUCAGCUUCUGACUCGGGUCUACAAGAGGUGGUGCGGGAUCCGUAGACUGAGGGACAAGAGCAGCUGCCGAGGGGUGAACGUUCUUCCCACGGAAUCCUUCUAUCCGGUUUACUGGCAGGACUGGAAAAAGUACUUUGAGGUGAUCGAGCCCAAAGAGAUAAAGAAGUUGUUGAGGAACAGCUAUGGGGUACAUCUCUGGAACAAAAAAAGUCACGGCAAACAUAUGGAGGAGGGGUCGUUUUUGGAACAUCUCCAGCUGAAGUACUGUCCUACAACAAACAGUUUUAUGAAGAUGUAUCUUUAAAGGUCAAAGACGUUGCUACAUUGGGACAUUAAUCACAACUAAGUGGUCGGACACCUACAUACAUAGCCCUUGAGGUUGUGCGGUCUUAUGUUGACCCCCAUACUUCAGCCCAUUGGUCCAAGCAAACAGUGGAGAGGAUUACGUCUGGUGCUCAUUGACCGAGGGUCGUUUAUCCCACUGCAGGUCCCCGGGACUGUCCCAUCCCACAUCUAUUUAUAGAUGGACACGAAUUCCUUGUUUUGAAUUCUACCUCAUUCAUAUUCAAGAAUGUCCAAGCUUUAUUAACAAGUACAGCUCAUUUCACAUGCUAUGGCUCUUAUGGGCGAGGAACGGGCCGAGACUCUUUACGUCACAAUCUUCUGUUACAGUUAGAGGCUCAUUUUAGGGCAGCUGAAAAAGAAACUAUGUAACCUUAAAGGGUUAUUAAACAGUUUGCGAAAAUUCACAUACUGCAUGAUGGUUAGAAAAAGAAGG
This is a messenger RNA of Hyla sarda, 1666 nucleotides long. RefSeq names its product alpha 1,4-galactosyltransferase (P blood group) (gene A4GALT). The record is from RefSeq and is a predicted model, not a curated record. Gene Ontology annotation, molecular function: acetylglucosaminyltransferase activity. The transcript has 3 exons. Gene Ontology annotation, biological process: protein O-linked glycosylation. Lineage: Eukaryota; Metazoa; Chordata; Amphibia; Anura; Hylidae. The coding region runs from base 155 to 1192 and encodes 345 amino acids.